ACAAGGGGUUGUCUACCUGCCACAUUUAAAAAUUUGUAAUUAUAUCUCUCUCUCUCUCUGCCACAUUUAAAAAUUUGUAAAUUCUCUCUCUCUCUCUCUCUCUCUCUCUCUCUCUCUCUCUCUCUCUCCUGUCCUUCACCAUUGCCGUUGAUUCAGCUGCCAGUUGAUUUUAUCUUUCCUUUGUUCUCUUGCCAUUGUUUCUCUCUCCUCUCCAGCUUUUUAGUUGAAAAGAAGGUACACAACAUGCUUCUGAAUAUAUUCAAGCACUAGUAAAACGCAUAAAACUGACAUUGAGAGAAAAAAAGAUACGCAUGCCUCCUUUCAUAUAUUCCCUAAAUUCCGUUCAAAGAGAAUCUGAAGUGGCGUGAGAUUGACAGGAGACACGCCCAAAUUUUAGUCGGGUGGGUAGGUGUUAGAAGAUAGAGAGUUGUAAUAGAAGUGGUGGGUAUAGGAUUGAAUUUUUUACCUUUUUUGGUGGGGAUAGAAAAUUUGAAUGGCCGGCGGCGGGGAAGGCGAAUCGACGACCACUUUGGAGUUCACUCCCACGUGGGUUGUUGCCUGUGUCUGCACUCUCAUUGUCGGCAUUUCCCUCGCCGUCGAACGCGCGAUUCACUACACCGGCAAGUAUCUGAAGAAGAAGAGCCAAAAAUCCCUCUUCGAAGCUCUCCAGAAAGUUAAAGAAGAGUUGAUGCUUUUAGGGUUCAUAUCGCUACUUCUGACUGUAUUCCAAAACCCUAUAACCAAGAUAUGUGUAAACGAGGGGGUAAUCCUUCACCUCCUUCCUUGUAAGUUGUCAUCAUCAGAAUCAGAAAGCAAAGGGGAACCUUUUUCUAACAGUACCGAAAUAACUUCCCAUAUUGGACGUUUGCUCGCGGAAGGAUCGCAAGUGACUGGUUACUGUGCUGCUAAGAAUAAGGUCCAAUUGGUGUCUGUUGAAGCAUUGCAUCAUUUACAUAUAUUUAUCUUCGUGCUAGCCAUUGUCCAUGUCACCUUCAAUGCUCUCACAGUUGUAUUUGGAGGCGCAAAGAUCCGUGAAUGGAAACAUUGGGAAGACUCCAUUGCAAAAGAAAAUUAUGAAACAGAAAAAGUUUUGGGACCAAAGAUCACUCAUGUCCAUCAACAUGACUUCAUCAAGGGUCGCUUUUGGGGUAUUGGCAAAAAUUCAGCUUUUUUGGGCUGGCUGCAUUCCUUUUUCAAGCAAUUUUAUGGAUCCGUCACCAAAUCAGAUUACGUGGCACUGAGACUUGGUUUCAUCAGGACACAUUGCAGGGGAAACCCGAAGUUCAAUUUUCACAAGUAUAUGAUCCGUGCCCUGGAAGAUGAUUUUAAGAAAGUUGUUGGUGUCAGUUGGUAUCUAUGGAUAUUUGUUGUCAUCUUUUUGUUGCUGAACAUCAAUGGAUGGCAUACAUAUUUUUGGAUAGCUUUCAUCCCUUUCAUUCUUCUGCUUGCUGUGGGCACUAAGCUGGAGCAUGUAAUCAGCCAGUUGGCUCAUGAGGUUGCAGAGAAACAUGUCGCCAUAGAAGGGGACUUAGUUGUUACACCUUCAGAUAAUCACUUUUGGUUCCAUCGGCCCCGCAUUGUCCUUUACUUGAUUCACUUCAUACUAUUCCAAAAUGCUUUUGAAAUAGCAUUUUUCUUCUGGAUAUGGGUUCAAUAUGGUUUUGACUCCUGCAUCAUGGGACAGGUCCAUUUUAUUGUCCCCAGGCUCGUUAUAGGGGUAAUAAUUCAGGUUCUCUGCAGUUACAGCACCCUACCACUCUAUGCCGUUGUGACACAGAUGGGAAGUACUUUCAAGAAGUCAAUAUUUGAAGAGCAUGUGCAAGUGGGUCUGGUUGAUUGGGCUCAGAAAGUGAAGAAGAAGACCCAGAUGAAGGCAGCAAAUAAUGGCUCCCGUGAUGGAAAUUCAAGUUCAACUGAUGGCUCUACAGUAAGGAUUCAGCUGGGAAGAGUUACCGGCAAGGAAUCUGCACAGGGAGGAGAUUCGGUCCACAACUAGAACUUGGGUAGAGAAUUGAGCUCUCACCAUGUUCAACUGAACAAAUGUUUCAAACUUUGUUGAAUCUUAAGUGAUACUAAGUGUCUAAGUGAUACGUUGGUGUAUCUAUUGCAUGAGCUUAUCAGAAAAAACCUUAUAUA
Messenger RNA from Rhododendron vialii, 2136 nucleotides. Its product is annotated as MLO-like protein 1. Gene Ontology annotation, cellular component: membrane. NCBI's taxonomy places the organism in Eukaryota, Viridiplantae, Streptophyta, Magnoliopsida, Ericales, Ericaceae. The transcript is spliced from 14 exons. Gene Ontology annotation, biological process: defense response. The record is from RefSeq and is a predicted model, not a curated record. Bases 494 to 1996 code for a protein of 500 amino acids.